Molecule: messenger RNA, 3099 nt
Organism: Debaryomyces hansenii CBS767
Lineage: Eukaryota; Fungi; Ascomycota; Pichiomycetes; Serinales; Debaryomycetaceae
Exons: 1
Coding region: 1-3099 (1032 amino acids)
Source: RefSeq, a predicted model, not a curated record
AUGGAAACCGAUGACAAUAUCCAAAGUGUGAAUAAUAAGGCACCACUGAGCAAUAGACUGCUACGCCAUACCAAUACAACGGAUGAUAUAAAGAAUCUACUUUCAUCUCCACCGGAAAGACCUAAAAAAUUUAAUAGACAGAGUUCUGUCAUUUUGGCCAAUACCGGGGAGAGGGUACAUAGAACUAUUUCAUUGACAAAUUCAAGCUAUGAGAGCUUUGAUGAGGAUAACCUUACUGAACGUGAUUCUUUAUUGCCUCAAUCUAAUAGCAAUACAAGCCAAAGGCUGAUUAGUAUAUAUUUAAAUUGGAAAUACUUGCGUCAAGUUUAUCAUAAUGAUAUCUUCAGAAGUGUAUUGAAGUGUUCUGUUGCUUACUUAAUUGCAUCCAUGGGGGUGUACUACACUCCAUUCAAUGAAUUCUUGGGACAAACUGAUUCAAAACAUCUUGUUGCAACUGUUGCUGUAUAUUUUCAUCCAUCGAGGUCGAAAGGGUCAAUGUUUCAAACGUUGAUAUUUGUUGUGAUAUCAUUGCUAUUCAGUUUCAGUGUAUCCUUUGCAUGUAGAUCCAUAGCUGGAUCUUUCUUUAAAAGUGGUGAAGAUGAAAUAUCAUAUUCAGUUGAUUUAAUUGUUAGUUCGAUUUCAUUAGGGGUAAUUGCAUUCAUGAAACAAAAGGUAAACAAGCAAACUUUUAAUACAGCAUGCUCUUUGGCAUCUAUUUCGGUGGUGGCUUGUAUUGUUAAAGAGGGCAGUUUAAAUGCGGCAGAUAUUCCGAUUGAAAGACUUCGUUCAACAGCACAUGUAGUCGUAACUGGUUGUGUUAUUACAGUGGCUAUGUGUUACUUACUUUGGCCCGUUAGUGCUGUAGAUAAACUACGCAAUAACCUCAAUGAUUCUUAUAAUAUCAUGUCUUCGCUUUUAUCAAUUAUUCCUAAUCGAAUAUUAAAUGGUGAUAAAUUUACAAAUCAAGAUGCAGAAUAUUUUAAUGCUUUGAAGAUAAAUAUAGCACAAUUAAACUCAAGCUUUGAAGAAUCUAAAUUUGAACUAAAAUUCAAAGGAAGGGAGCAGGAAUUGGCCAUAUUCGCUGAAAUAGUUAAUGUCACUAUCUCUCUAACGAGAAAUUUACAAGCAUUAAGAAGUUCUACGGAAAUGCUGUGGAAGUUAUUGCAUGAAGAAAACCUUGAACAAAAUAAUGAAAGCCAUUCAUCAACAUCUAGUUUAAAAAGCUAUGAUAAUGAAUAUAUGAGAUUAUCGAGAUCAACAGAAUAUUUAACCCAUAUCAAUACACAAGGUGUUAGUGGUGACUCGUCUAAUAUAGACUACACAGCAAUUAAUUCGACUCAGUUGUUCGACUUAUUUGUUUACUACUUGGCUCCAUCUAUGAAAUCAUUUAUCUUUACUUUAAAAGGUGUAUUAAGCGAAAUACCUUUUGAAAAUAAAUCAUCACCAAACACAUUUGUUAACACUACGAAUUAUCAGAAUUCAUUGAAGUCUGCUUUGGAAUUAUUUCACGAUAAACAGACGAAAUCAUUCGAAAAAAUAUAUGCACAAGAAAUCUUUAAGCCUCCAUCGGACUUUUUUUCUAAAGCAGACCAGGAAGAAGUAACAGCAUGCUGUGGAAACUUCUCAUCGUUGCUAAAAUUAUUUGCAGAAGAUUUGAUAGAAUUCUUACAACUAGCAGAAGAUUACGAAAAAUCAAGAAAGUCCUCAAGAACCUGGCAUUGGUUAAAAUUUUGGAGGCACCAUCCCGAGAUUAAUGCCCUGGUAAUUAACGAAAAUGCAAAUCUUGAACAUUCUCUAAAUGAAGCGCUAAUCAAUUUCCAAAACCACCUUGGGUCAGGUAAUAUCAGUCACGUAUCUAGAAGCCCUAGAGCCAUCGAAAGAUGGUCUUUCAGCUUGUGGAAGGCGUUGAAAGUAUUCCGUAGAAUUGAUGUUCAGUUUGGUAUCAGAGUUGGGCUAGGUGCUUUUUUUCUUUCCAUAUUUGCGUAUCACCCACUUACAAAGCAUACUUUCAAUCUUUGGAGAGGCGAAUGGGCUUUGACAAUUUAUUGUAUUAUGAUGAAUAAAUCAUUAGGAGGAACCACGAUGACCGUCAAGUGGAGGUUCAUUGGUACGUUUCUAGGUGCAAUUGCUGCUUAUAUUAUUUGGAUAUUGACUGAUGGUAAUGUUUAUGCGUUAUCGAUAACUGGCUUUCUCUUGUCAAUUCCAUGCUUUUACAUUAUUAUUUAUUGGAAGAAAAAUAAUGCAUUUGGGAGAUUCAUCCUAUUGACUUACAAUUUGACUGCUUUAUACUCCUAUAGUAUGACCCAAAAAGACGCGGAGGAUGGAAAUGAAGGUGGAGAUGAACCUAUUAUUGGUGAAAUUGCAUUUCACAGAUAUGUGGCUGUUUCUGUUGGUAUACUAUGGGCGCUUACUAUGGCAUCGUGCUUCUUGCCCAACAGUGCAAGAGGAAGGUUGAAGAAUGGAUUGGCCAUUUUAUGGCUAAGAAUGGGUGUUAUAUGGGAUAGCGACCCGUUAGAUUAUGUUUAUGAUCUGUCUGCAAAAGGUUCCUGUCUUAUUGGAUUGAAGGACCAGAAGGGAAUCAAUGAUUUAUUAACAGAGUGUGAAACCCUCUUGAAGCAAGCCCCUAUUGAAUUUCGCUUGAAAGGUAGUUUCCCUCGGGUCACAUACGAAAAGUUGUUGAAAUCUACGUCCACAAUUAUAGACGCAUUUCAGAAUAUGAAUCAUAUGGUUAGGGUUGAUCCCAAAUUGAGUGAGAAUGAGCAAUAUGUUUUGAAAUAUAUUGCUGCAGAACGAAGUGAAUUAGAAGAUAGAAUUUUCUUAAUUUUCUACAUGGUUGCCAGUGCCAUGAAGCUAAAUUUUCCAUUACCAGUCAAACCCGCGUCUAUGGAACAUGCAAGAGAUAGAAUGUUAUACAAAUUAAGCGAAAUACGAUCAUAUAAUGCCACUGAGUCUGAAUUAGCACUAAAAAAUGAAGACUAUUUCUUACUAUACUCCUAUACCCUAGUCACUUCCUCUAUCUCUGAAGAGUUGCAUAAAAUUGUUGAGAUCAUAAAAGAGCUUCUUGGCGAGUUGUCAGAAGACAUGUUUCAAUUUGUAUAG